Molecule: messenger RNA, 2121 nt
Organism: Colius striatus (speckled mousebird)
Lineage: Eukaryota; Metazoa; Chordata; Aves; Coliiformes; Coliidae
Gene: DOK7
Product: docking protein 7
Exons: 12
Coding region: 1-2121 (706 amino acids)
Biological process (GO): neuromuscular junction development; positive regulation of protein tyrosine kinase activity
Molecular function (GO): protein kinase binding
Source: RefSeq, a predicted model, not a curated record
AUGACGGAUUCCGUGGUGGUGGAGGGUCACGUCAAGUUGAGAGACGGAAAAAAGUGGAAGAGUAGGUGGCUGGUGCUGCGCAAGCCCUCCCCGGUGGCAGUUUUGCUUCUUUUAGACUGUUUGCUCAUGCUGGUGUACAAGGAUAAAUCUGAACGAGCAAAAGGGCAUAAGGAGAGGAGCAGCAUGACCUUAGAAGACAUCUGUGGCUUGGAUCCUGGGCUCUCCUAUGAGGGCUUGAAUCACACGCUUGCAAUCAUCUGCCUCUCUCAAGUUGUGAUGCUGGGAUUUGAGAACAAGGAAACAAUGUAUGCGUGGGAUGUUCGAAUCCGCUACAGUUUGGGGGAAGUUCAUAGAUUUCAAGUUUUUGUAGCACCUGGCACUAAACUAGAGAGUGGGCCUGCUACCCUGCAUUUCUGCAAUGACAUUCUCGUCCUUGUGAAAGACCUUCCUCCUGUUGUGAUGGGACAGUGGAAGCUCUCAGAUCUGCGGCGAUAUGGAGCUGUCCCAAAUGGAUUCAUCUUUGAAGGAGGUACCAGGUGUGGCUUCUGGGCUGGUGUUUUUUUCCUUUCUUGUGCUGAAGGAGAGCAGAUCAGCUUUCUGUUCGACUGUAUCGUCCGCGGCAUCUCCCCGACGAAAGGCCCUUUUGGUUUGCGUCCAGUCCUACCAGAUCCAAGUACAAAUCCAGCCUAUUCAGAAGAAAGAUUGGCUCACGAAGCUUUACAAUUAGAAAAGCGCUUGAGCUUGCUCUCUCAUACAAGUCGUCAGGGCAGUGGAGGAGAUGACAGAAGCCUUUCAAGCUCAUCUUCAGAUACCAGCCACUCGGAUGUUAGUGUUGGGAGCAGACUGACAAUUUGGCCUGAACAGUCUUCAGCCAGCACUUCUCAAGAGAGUCACGGACUGGCAGCUGCAAAGGGCAUUCAUCUUGGGGAAGAAAAGACUCUUCCAGAAGGGGCACGUGGCACCACUAAGCCACCUCCAAAGCCCCUCAGAUCCAGACAGCUACAGGAAAUAGGUCGUCAGAGUUCUUCUGACAGUGGAAUUGCUACUGGAAGUCACUCUUCUUAUUCUGGAAGCUUCUCUUCCUAUGCUGGGAGCUUGGACAUUUGCCACGGUGAUGAGUUUGGAUCAUUGCUAAGCUUGCCAUUGAACUUUCCUUCGGAUCAGAGUUUAUGUACUUGUCCUCACGGUGAGCCCCAGAGAGGUGUGGGAUCAGAGUACCAGGUUCCCAGCUCGCUCAGACAUAUUUAUGAUAUACCCAGGAGUUUGUUACAGGCAGCUUCUAAAGAUGUACAGCCGAAGAGUGCAGAUUCCACACUAUCUAAGGACCAGGCCCUGUCACCUCAAGGUGCUAGCGACCCAAAACUGCUACUGCCGCUCUUGGAAGCAAGGAGGGUACCUGAGCAGAGCCAGGACAGAGGGAGGCCUUCAUCCUUACUCGCAGAAAGCAGAAAGGACUCGAGUGAUGAGACAUAUGUGGAUUUGGUUUCGAGGUGGUCAGACACAAAACCACAAGGACAGGUGUCAGACUCCAAAAGUAGUGAAUUGUCACUACCUAGUGGGGCCUCAGCUGACCCCUGUGACACAUGUAGCCCCCACCUUGGGAUGACAAGAGCUCUUUUUUCAGCUUGUCCAAUCUGUGGUGGACUAAAGGGAACAGGAAUAUUACAGUCUGGAGUCUUACCAGCGUUAUCAGGGGGUGCUUCUGUCAUGGCAGCUUCUGGGUCUUUGAAAGUACACAGAGGCCACAGUGUCCAAGUUGGUCCUAAAAGUGGACAUGAGAUGCUGACGCUUCCUCCAGAACCUGGAACUCCUGCUAGCCCUGAGGAACCUGAAGGGGCAGUAGGUUAUUCAGCUGAUGUCCCUACAUCAGAUCGACCCCACAGUGAGACAGCCACCUACGUUAAUAUUCCUGUCAGCCCGACUUCCAAAAAACAGCUUCAUUACAUGGAACUGGAACUUCAAGAACCCAGCACGAGCAUACGAGGGAGUGGAUCAUCUCGAUAUGCACAGAUUGACAUUGCAGCUACCGAGACAGCCCACAAAGUGGGAACGCAGCACGCUCAGUGCCGGGAGGAACGCUUGCAGGAGUUAGAGCAGAAGAAGAAAGGGGCUCAGCAGUGA